UUGGGGUUCGGUUGUCUCGGUUUGCAAACCGACGGCGCUUGGAGGACAGCCAUUACGAGCACUUUGUGCAAAAGUAGUAGCGUCAUUACGGUCCAUCUCUAGGAUGGACGGUUGUCGAGAUGGCUGUUCGGCCAUUGGCGAAGUCGCAGCUCUUGCCGCCGAUUGCUCUUCAUCAUGAAGGCAGUUGCUCGCUUCUGCACCCUCUCUAUCGAUCGAGAUGUCGUCUUCUGGAACAAGAGCAUUUCGAGUCUCGUCCGAAAGGGCCUACUCCGCGAAGCCCACAGAGUGUUCGACGAAAUGCCCCAGCGAACUGUCGUCUCCUGGAAUGCCAUCAUAACUGGCUACGUCCGGAACAAUGAUCUAAAGCAAGCUCGCAAACUGUUCGAUGAAAUGCCUCAAAAGGACGUGGUCUCUUGGAACUUGAUCCUGUCCGCGUAUAUUAGAGUCGGGAAGAUAGACGAGGGGAGGCGGUUUUUCGAUGGGAUUACGGCGAAGGAUGCAGUGUCUUGGAAUACUAUGAUCGGUGGGUAUACGAAAGUUUUGAGAAUAUCGGAUGCACACAGCCUGUUCGAAAAGACGCCUAUGAGGAACGUGGUAUCGUGGAACACCAUGAUCACUGGAUACGUCGGUUGCGGAGAUUUACGUUCGGCAAAGGAACUGUUUGAGAGGAUGCCCGCGAGGGAUUUAGCGUCGUGGAAUGCGAUGGUUGUGGGUCUUGUGCAGAACGGGGAGUUGGAUGAGGCCGCUAGGUUGCUGGAGAAAAUGGGGAAAGGGGAUGUUGAUGCGUAUAACAGUUUGAUUGCUGGCUAUGGGCAGAACAGGAGAGUGGAAGAUGCUCGUCGCUUGUUUGAUAAGAUUCCUCGCGAAGGCUGCUGUAGACAAAAUGAGCCUGGUGUUGAUGACGGGAUUAAGAAAUUUGAGAGAAAUGUGGUUUCCUGGAAUACCAUGAUCAUGUGUUAUGUUAAGGACGGAAACUUGCCUGCUGCACAACAGUUGUUCGAUGAAAUGCCUGUCCGCGAUAUUGUGUCAUGGAAUACACUAAUCAGUGGUUAUGUACAUGCAUCCGCGAUUGAUAAGGCAUUGUUUCUGUUCAGUAAAGUUCCUGGGCCGGAUGUGGAGACGUGGAACUCCAUUAUCUCCGGACUGGCUCAGAACAGGAGAUUGGAGGACGCUCGCUCUUUCUUUAACAGUGCACCGCGGAAGAACUUGGUUUCGUGGAAUGCAAUAAUAUCUGGUUGUGAACAGAAUGACGACUACCAUGGAGCACUCGAUCUCUUCCUCAAGAUGCAGGAAUGCUGUCUGAAACCUGAUAAACACACACUGUCAUGUGUUCUCAGUGCGUGUGCUGGACUAGUGGCUUUGCAUCAGGGAAAGCAGAUACAUCAGUACCUCACAAAAUCAUGGGUCUGCGACACACCUUUGAAGAACUCUCUUAUAACAAUGUAUUCUAAAUGUGGAGAGAUUACUGACGCUAGAAAAGUAUUUGAUGACGUGCAAUUUAGAGAUUUGAUUUCUUGGAAUGCAUUAAUCGGAGGAUAUGCACAUAAUGGUUGUGCAGAGGAAGCCCUGCUGAUGUUUAGCAAGAUGAAAAUGUUGAAAGUGGCACCCAGUCAUAUUACGUUCCUUUCUGUGUUAUCAGCAUGUGGCCAUGCAGGCUUAGUGGAGGAAGGCAGGAGACAUUUCUGUUCCAUGACUGAAGAUUUUCAUAUCAUUCCAAGGAUGGAGCAUUUUGCCUCCAUGGUUGAUAUCUUCGGCAGAAGUGGGCUUAUACAAGAGGCAGUCGAACUCAUAAAUGAAAUGCCAGUUUUACCAGACAGGUCUGUCUGGGGAUCUUUGCUUUCUGCUGCCAAAAUUCAUGCCAAUCUAGAAGUCGCUGCCUUGGCAGCUCAGGCUUUAAUUAAGCUUGAGCCAGAAAGCUCCAUGUCAUAUGUUGUCUUAUCCAAUAUGUAUGCCAAUGCAGGAAAAUGGAAUGCUGCACUAGAAGUAAGAAAGUUGAUGGAAAAAAAUGGUGUCAAAAAGGAACCCGGGUACAGCCAUAUUGAGUUGCUAAACACGGUUCAUGCCUUUGUUGCAGGAGACAGAACGCAUCCCAUGGCUCAAAAAAUAUAUGAAGUGACCGAAUGCUUCAGUCUGCAUGUCAAUGAUUUUGUUUUUGGAUAUGAAACUUCAGAUUCUCUUGUGAUUGACAAAGGGUGAAAUAUUGUGGUCUAGGAUGAUAGAAUUUUGGUGAUAUAAUAUUCCUCAACUUGAUUGACCUUGUGGUCUGGGUUUCAGUCUUCCGAUUCAGGUAUCACAGGCACCGGUUUCAUUAGCGGAUGUGGAUCCAAUGAUUCCAAUCUGAAAAGGGAAGGAAAAUUUCAGCAAAAUGUCACUGCACUUAAUUAAAUCAAAGAACUAAUAGUGCAAUGACCAGCUGUCGGCCGAUGUGUAAGACCUGCAUGUCUGAGACUUGCACACAUGCAUAUGCUAAAGUCCAGCAACAUGAGCGACCUCACUGCAUAAUUAUCAGCAAGUCUCACUUCUUUUUAUGCAACUGAAGUGAGUUGGGAACUUUCAUGCUGAUUUCUUCAGGAAAACUAGCUUGUGGUGACUUAUACUGAUGCUGGUAAAUGUACUACAGUUAACAUGGGAAACACCGCAGCAUUUGCUAAGCUGGUAGUAAGGAUCAAGAAAAAGAGCAUGAGAUGGCUUUCAUAAGUUAACCAUAACGAACAGCUUUUCAUGGGGAUCUCACAUACAGCAAUAAAAGAAACAGCCUGGCCUGCAAAGAUGAGUUCAUUUUGCAUGUGAUAGUGGUGGUCCUGAGCCCCUCGUCUCCCGAAGCAGCAACAACGCCUGGGCCUUCCCCUUACCCGGGCUGUGACUGAUCAGUGUUUUCUUCAUGAUCUGCCACGGUCAUAUGGCUGUUGGAGCAUAGUAUCAAGAUAGAUGCAUCCAGCAAGUUGGCUUCAUCUUCUGCUUCACCUCUUCCAACUCUGUCUUCACGCACAUUAAGCAGGGAGAAUAGAUCGGCUGCAUAUUUAGUGGCAGCGUCUUUAUUCCUAUGGCGAAACUAAAACGAAUGAGAAGGAAAAUUGAGAAAGGCAACUAAGAGCUUUGAUCUUGCAUUUUGUUACGGUGAGUAUCUGAAUGCAAUUGGUUUACAGCUUGCUUGAGGAAUUGUAGGAGUCUCGGUCAAACGAUCUGGGCAUGGGAAACUUCUUGGGGAUGAUUCCUCCUUACAACCGUAGCCCCAACUGCAGCUCUAGUACAAGGCUCAGGCGGUGAAUUUUGUCAUGGAAAGGUAACUGAGAAUCCUCUCAGUCUAAAAGUAACAGAAGGAGAGGGCUGAUGGAGACGCUAAGCCACUUUUUCAACUUUCGAGUCCUGCUGAUUAUUCGAGUUACGGCAAGCCCAUGUUUUGUUGGAGAACUCGCCCUCCGAUGUGAAUCUUCACCAUCAGAAUAAAUACUCCGAGUCAUCACAGUGCUUCAGCACAAGUCGCCCGACUCACCUCUUCUACGCAACAAUAAACAGGUUUUUGCAUUUAUAUACAUCUUUUCUAGUGUCAAUUAUGCCGCCAUUUGAAAGUAUGGAAGAACCAGAUUUGGCAAACGUUCAAAUGGAUCACAUUUUUCUGUCUCAAAAAAGUUAGUAUGAAUUGCUGAUGUUCCACCCUAAGCUUUUGCAUCUAACUCAUUCUGCUAUAUCUGGGUCCAGUUUUUUUCCCUCCUCUCUUCAGGGUAUUAACGCACAGCAAUAAACGAAGUACAGAUUCUGCAACAAGCAGUCUCUUUUCAUGUAAAUGUCAGUCUUCAAGAGCUCAUGAACUUUAAAUCACACUGUUAAAAUUGCCACGUAUACACUUCAUUUUAUUUGGAAAAAACAUGAACCGACCACGUUUAUCAACGCGAGCAAACGGAAGGUAGUCAAUAAUCCAAUGAUCUCCGAGCUUCUUAUAUCGCUAAGUCUUUCAUGUCGGUCCCUUUUCUUCAAUAUUAUGCACCCUUGACUUGCGAACUCGGCAUUUCUCGACCGUGAACCCGAGGUCUUCUGCAUGGCUAAAAGACGUGAGAGGCAUCAUAUCAGCUUUGAUCAGGGAUAGAAUGUUGUAUUUGGACCUUUCCAGCUGCUGCAAAUAUCAUGAAUUGGUAAUGAACUCAUCGGAGACAUAAAAAUCUUGUGCAUGCCUGGUGUAUCAUUUUAAUUUUUGUUCCACUAUUGUCUCAACACGACC
Nymphaea colorata (pocket water lily) is the source of this 4216-nucleotide messenger RNA. RefSeq names its product pentatricopeptide repeat-containing protein At1g62260, mitochondrial. Gene Ontology annotation, biological process: RNA modification. Bases 175 to 2196 code for a protein of 673 amino acids. Gene Ontology annotation, molecular function: protein binding; RNA binding. The transcript has a single exon. The record is from RefSeq and is a predicted model, not a curated record. NCBI's taxonomy places the organism in Eukaryota, Viridiplantae, Streptophyta, Magnoliopsida, Nymphaeales, Nymphaeaceae.